CACAGGCGCUUCUUUAUUAUAGAAGUUAAUUAUAUAUUUAAUCAUUAUAUCUGCAUAAUAAGUAAAUGCUGUUUUUAAAUAUUGUUGUAUAUACAAAUAUUGUUCUAUUUUGCUGUGGCUGUUAGCAAAGUUGCGAAUAAUUGAUGUAUAUAGAAUGUAGAAAGACACGGCUCCUCUCUGCACUACCCUGUUUCUCGCCGUGGUCUUCAUUGCCAGCUGAUUUCGAUGUUUGAUUGCUACGAGAAAACACCCAGUGUCUGGUUGUUGUACACCUCAGCGGGUUGAUCGAGCGAUGCCGUCAGGCGGCGCGGCAGAAGCGAGUCGGAGCCAACAGCAAAAGCAGAGCAUGCGGGAAAGCGGCGAAGACUCUGAGGACGAGAGUGAGAUCCUCGAGGAGUCACCUUGUGGUCGGUGGCUGAAGCGGCGUGAGGAAGUCGAGCAGCGCGAUGUGCCCGGCAUUGACUGGGCCUUUCUCGCCAUGGACACCGAGGAGGGCGUCGAAGUGGUGUGGAACGAGGUGCAGUUCUCAGAGCGAAAAAACUUUAAGCUGCAGGAGGACAAGAUCCAGGUGGUCUUCGAGAGCCUGACACAGCUGGAGCACCCUAACAUUGUCAAGUUCCACCGUUACUGGACAGACACGCACAAUGACAAACCGCGCGUCAUCUUCAUCACCGAGUACAUGAGCAGUGGUUCACUCAAGCACUUCCUGAAGCGCACCAAGCGCAACCUCAAGAAACUGCCACUGCAGUCGUGGAAGCGGUGGUGCACCCAGAUCCUCUCGGCGCUUGGCUACCUCCACUCCUGCUCGCCGCCCAUUGUGCAUGGCAAUCUCACCUGCGACACCAUCUUCAUUCAGCACAAUGGACUGGUAAAAAUUGGGUCGGUGGCGCCGGACGCCAUCAACCACCAUGUGAAGACGUGCCAGGGAAUGGCAAGGAACACGCACUUCCUUGCGCCAGAGUACGGAUCGAGCGCACCGAUUACGCCGGCGGCCGACAUAUACGCGUUUGGCAUGUGCGCCCUGGAAAUGGCGGCGCUGGAGAUUGCUGGGGAGCAGGCUGUGGCCGUGACGGAUGAGCAGAUAGAGCGCACCAUUGACAGCCUCGAGGACUCGAAGCAAAAAGAUCUGAUCAGGCAGUGCCUGUGCCGUGACCCUGCGCGCCGCCCCAGCGCCCGGCAGCUGCUGCUGCACCCCCUCCUUUUUGAUGUGCACCCCCUAAAGCUGCUCGCGGCCCACCUUGUCGCUAAAUAUACCGACGGCCUCCCCGAGGGCCACGAGCGGCCACCCAACGCCCUCUUCGCAGAGGCCAACGGCCGACGCAUCCUAUACCAGGAACUGGCGCACUCUGAGCGGUUGGGCAAGUACCUGGAGGACGUCAAAUACGGGAUCUACCCGCUGACGGUGUUUGCGGCGCCUCGGACGCGCGCGGCGUCGCCGGAGGUGACGGCCGAGUCGGUCAAGUCACUGAGUCCGGAGCCGGUGGACGUGGAGGCGCGACGCGUGGUCACCAUGAUGUGCUCGGUGAAGCGGCGCGACGAGGCUGUGACGACGAAUGACUUGCAAAUGACGCUGCUGCUGCGCAUGGACGACAAGAUGAACCGGCAGUUGACGUGUCCGGUGCUAGCGAGUGACUCGGCCGGCGUGCUCGCGCAAGAGCUGGUGCAUUUUGGGUUUGUGAAUGAGCUGGACCGACGCACGGUAGAGGAGUUGAUCGCCGAGCAGCUGCGCCACCACCACCUCCACCCCUCGCAACCCGCACCCAAAUGACCCAAUCAAAAACGACUGACUCUGCUGCUGAGCUAGGGCCUCGUCGAUGAGACGGACGCCGGCCGUCUGCUGACAAGGACUGUGGAAUGAGACGAUAUUAUUUCAUUCGAUUGAUUAGCAAUAUCACACGUGCGAUUGAUAUAUAUUCAAAUAUUUUAUGUCUAUAUUUUCAAGUUGAUAACUUAUGUUGCUUACUUGUUUAAAAUGAACGCGGGAGGAGCAAAGCCCAGCGGCCCUGGUCACCCCGCGCCGUCUUUGCUUGUAUUCGAGCACAGAAGCCAACUUUUAUUUGUGUGCAAUUUGCGCUUUUGCCACGAUUCGAGUCAGAAUCGCGCGGUGGCAAUCCAAUCCUAGAAUCAAAACGCGUGCGGUGGUCGGGGCUGAGGCGCACAAGCUGUGGAUUUUUGCACGUCUGCAGCUGACAGCAAGGGACGCAAGGAAUCUUGUCAGAGAGCAACACCCUAUUACUUUUACUUAUUUGUACUCAUUAUUUUUUUUAAGCAAAGUCUUAAGUGAAUCCGCACUUUGAAACUCUGGCUGAACAUGGUGCUUUCCGCAGGCAAGUGAAAGCACUUCAUGGUGUUGCGUUGAAAAAAAAAUGUUGCAUUUACGCCCACUGUGCCCCCAGUCACGCUUCCAUUGCGGAAGGGUGGUGAACGAAAAAAAACAAGAUAUAAUAUGUAUACUGUAUUUCUAUUGUUGCUUCAUGUUUAUUUGUUCUCAUUUAAAAAGAAUGACGCUUUCAUUUGCGCCCAGGGUUACUUGAAGCUCAAAUAAUUGUGUUGCUUUUCGGCUCCUGUCUGUGAAGAAUCUCCAGUGAAAAUGCGCUUACAAAAAUAUGCUGCAGUGUCAUACUACGAUAAUUUACAUUUUUUUCCUCUGAACUGAUUGGAGCCUCACGCCUUGCCGAUCUUGAUACAGUGCUGGAUGCCACUCGCACACACGCUUCCCUUUUCGUAAAAGAUAUAAUAAAACGCAGAUCGGAAACAUU
Neocloeon triangulifer is the source of this 2759-nucleotide messenger RNA. RefSeq names its product nuclear receptor-binding protein homolog (gene Madm). Bases 293 to 1768 code for a protein of 491 amino acids. The record is from RefSeq and is a predicted model, not a curated record. Gene Ontology annotation, molecular function: protein serine/threonine kinase activity; ATP binding. Gene Ontology annotation, biological process: protein phosphorylation; endoplasmic reticulum to Golgi vesicle-mediated transport; intracellular signal transduction. Lineage: Eukaryota; Metazoa; Arthropoda; Insecta; Ephemeroptera; Baetidae. The transcript is spliced from 5 exons. Gene Ontology annotation, cellular component: cytoplasm; endomembrane system.